CACCCAGCAAUGUUGGCUUUCAGGAAUGGCUCCUCUCACCCCAUGUACUUCAUCCUGCUUGGAAUCCCAGGACUUGAGAAUUGCCAGUUCUGGAUUGCUUUUCUCUUCUGUGCCAUGUAUAUUGUGGCUGUCGUUGGCAACAUCACUGUCAUUCACAUAAUCCGGAUUGACCACAGCCUGCAUGAACCCAUGUACCUCUUUCUGGCCAUGCUGGCUGUCUCUGACCUGGUCCUCUCUUCUUCCACACAACCCAAAAUGCUGGCCAUAUUCUGGUUCCAUGCUCAGGAGAUUGAAUACCAUGCCUGCCUCCUCCAGGUGUUCUUCAUCCAUGCCUUCUCUUCUGUGGAGUCUGGGGUGCUCAUGGCUAUGGCCUUGGACCGCUAUGUGGCCAUCUGCUUCCCACUGCACCACUCCAGCAUCCUGACGCCAUCUGUAGUGGGCAAGCUGGGGGCCACUGUGAUGCUGCGAGGGCUGCUGUGGGUGAGCCCCUUCUGCUUCAUGAUCUCCAGAAUGCCCUUCUGUUCCAACCACAUCAUCCCCCAGUCCUACUGUGAGCACAUGGCUGUGCUGAAGCUGGUGUGUGCUGACACCAGAGUCAGCCGCAUAUAUGGUCUAUUUGUGGCCUUCUCGGUGGGGGGCUUUGACAUCGUAGUCAUCAGUGUAUCUUAUGUGAUGAUUCUGAGGACUGUGCUGGGGUUGCCCUCUGAUGAAGCCAGGCUCAAGGCUUUUGGCACAUGUGCAUCCCACAUCUGUGUCAUCUUGGCUCUCUAUAUCCCAGCUCUGUUUACUUUCCUCACUCACCGCUUUGGGCAUCAGGUGCCCAGGGUGGUCCAUAUCAUGUUUGCCAAUAUCUAUCUUCUGGUACCUCCCAUGUUCAACCCCAUCAUCUAUGGAGUGAAAACAAAACAGAUAAGGGAAAGAGUUCUUCAGGGACUCUGUUGCAAAGCCCCCUGA
Molecule: messenger RNA, 954 nt
Organism: Erinaceus europaeus (western European hedgehog)
Lineage: Eukaryota; Metazoa; Chordata; Mammalia; Eulipotyphla; Erinaceidae
Product: olfactory receptor 52R1-like
Exons: 1
Coding region: 10-954 (314 amino acids)
Biological process (GO): G protein-coupled receptor signaling pathway
Cellular component (GO): membrane
Molecular function (GO): olfactory receptor activity; G protein-coupled receptor activity
Source: RefSeq, a predicted model, not a curated record